Molecule: messenger RNA, 2787 nt
Organism: Sporothrix schenckii 1099-18
Lineage: Eukaryota; Fungi; Ascomycota; Sordariomycetes; Ophiostomatales; Ophiostomataceae
Exons: 1
Coding region: 1-2787 (928 amino acids)
Biological process (GO): regulation of DNA-templated transcription
Molecular function (GO): DNA-binding transcription factor activity
Source: RefSeq, a predicted model, not a curated record
AUGCCCAGGGCCUUCCCUGCAGAAAUCAAGGAAGAGGAGAGCGGCCGAUGCCGCGGUCUAUACGACCAAGAGCGGAAGAUAGGCGACAAGAAGCAUUCGAUGUCCGAGCAGGCAUUUGUGCCUCGUCCUAACUCCCACCACCGUACCUCAUCGGACGUCAACUCACAGCCUAUCUCACCCCGAAACAACGACAUCUCCGUCACGCCCGUCACCUGUCUCUCCCCGACUACUUCCCCAAACAAAGAACUUCGUCAUCUGCUUUACCGCAAUGAGCAGCAUGACACACGCCCUGCCGAACGAGGCACUCAUACAACCAGCACAGGCGACAAUUCAACAUCUUACUGCCACGAUAUGAAGAAGCGCUCUAAGCCAAAGAGCACUGCCAUUAGCCCCCAAAGAACGAUCGACGUAACCGACACCAACGCCCUCCCUGGGCUAAUAACGAGCACCAUGGCACAGGAGCGGGAGGCAGGUCAAACGGAUAGUGCGCCAACAACAUCAAUCUCUGUACCAGAAACGGCUGUGCAGGCGGCCAGCACUGAAAUCCGGUCCGCACAGCCAACACCCUCCCGAACUCUAGGCGUCCACAACAUCUUAAAUCCCUCUGAAGCUCAGGCAAUAGCACACAGCCCGACCACCGUGCCUAGAACAUCGUCGAGGGAAAAUGCGGGUAUGGACAUGGGGGAAUCUCGAACGCUGCCAAGAACGAGGCCAAGCAGCGCAAGCAGUCCCCAAAUUGGAUCGGCCUCCAGUGCAUCUGGUAACCACCUUGGCCGUGCGCAGCAAAGUCACCCACAGCCGCCACCUGGAUUCCAGGUGGGAAGCGGCAGUGGCGGUGGACGUCUACACGGCCCUUCUAACUUCGCGCCCGGCAGCUACGGCUCUGGAUAUGGUCAGUCAGCGUCGACCGAUUCGGGCCAGGCACCAAAUACGUCAAAAAGUCCAGGAAUGGGAUUCGUGCCGCUAUCUGGGGCCACAGGCUCCGACCAGGAGUCAUCUCCGCGGUUGGGGCACUCGCAUACGAAUCCUUCUCUUGGGUCGCAACCCCGCCGAAUUCUGACACCGAAAUCGCCGCGCCGAACCAGUCUUGGAAGAGGCAUCCCGGGUAUGGGCACGUCGGGUAGUCAGCAUGCAUUGUUUCCCGGGGGAGCAGGUGCGCCACCCGUACCUCCUCUCCCUCCUAAUCGAUUACAACAGAGCAUGAGUGCCCCCAACAUCGGUCCUGGGUCAGGUUCCGGUUCUGGAUCAGCGCAGAUGGCUGGGUCUGUGCCAGGAUCGUACUUUCCGCUACAUGCCGCACCAGGCCCGCCACCCUCUAUGAUGACAGGCGAAAGUCCACAGAGGUCGUACGCGAAACCGUACUAUCCCAGUGAAGGUGGUAGGCAAGGGCCAGGUCAUGGGGACAAUCAUGGGCCGUCUGGUCAGGCGCUUGAACCGUAUCAACACCAUCAUGACCACAACCAGCAGCAACAGCAGCAGCAGCCACAGCAGGAGGCCCAACAAACGUCACGCUUACCAUUCCCCCCCGGUACCCGGCAGGGAGGUUUCGCAACAACCACAACUCCAAACAGGACUGUAUCUGCAAGCAACGCAAACACUAGCAGCAGUGAGGGUUCAUGGGAGGGCCAUGUAAAAGCUGCCGGCGGCCCCGGUGGUAUUAUUGGUGGCGGACGCUCGGUGUCCAUAGCGGAAGGACAGCAGUUCAUUACGAUUACACCCUCCUAUGGCGAUGAGAUACAUGUUCCUGUGGAUGUACACCAAGCAUCGAAACAAGCAGACGAGAAGCGGCUUCGAAACGCCGGUGCGUCGGCGCGGUUCCGGGCACGAAAAAAGGAGAAGGACCGUGAGGCACAGAUUGGGAUACAAAGACUUGAGGCCCUGAACAGGGACCUGCAGAAACGCAACCAGGAGCUGGAGGCACAGCGCGACUUUUACCGUAACGAGCGAAACCGACUGCGGCACAUCAUGUCGCAGUCACCGAGCAUGCGCGAGUACAUCGAUUCUGGGCCGCCAAGUCCUGCGUCUACAUCUCUGAGCGGUCCGUCUUAUGGCGCUGAGGGUAGCCCCAUGACUGGUAGCAACGUCCAACCAGCUUCCGCACAGCAUCUACAAGCGCCGCCUCAGCAGCAGCAGCCACAGCCACAACCUCGUCUGCACCCUCAGCACCUCCCACAACACCAGCUGUAUACGCAACAUCCCCAGCAUCCACACCAGCCGCAACGCCAAAUCACACCGACUCACACACCGGGCCCGUUGUAUCCGCCCAUGACCACCGCACCUGAGUUUUCUGGUCCCCCGCCAGCACAUCUUCCAGGAGCUUCAGACUCUGCCGUUGGUGUGGAACGCCCAUCGCAACGUAGACGAACGGAUUCGGGGCCGAAUAUUGAAUACUACACGCCCUCGUACACCACGUCUGCACCUCCGCCCCCGAUAUUGCCGUCAUCUCUGCCACCGCCAAUAGCGCCAGCAGCGUCGUCAAGCUUCCAUAGUAUGAGUCCGUCACCACUGUCCGGAUCGCCGAGCAACCCUCGUCUACCUCCUUUACGCCUGGACACACCUGGAAGCAACCCGAGCAGCGUGGGCAUUGGCGGUGGUAUGGGCACAGGUCCACCAACUCCCGAACCUACGCACGGUAGUGCGUCAGCUCUACCGGUUCCACAGCAAUAUCCACCUGCAACCACGGCGUCCUCUACCUACAACCGAUCCUACGAUACUGCGGGAUGGGCGGCUGAUGCUCCCGCAUCGCACCCGCAACAUCAGCCUCCCGAUUCAAAGUUCCAAAGAUAA